Molecule: messenger RNA, 2349 nt
Organism: Sinocyclocheilus rhinocerous
Lineage: Eukaryota; Metazoa; Chordata; Actinopteri; Cypriniformes; Cyprinidae
Product: dihydropyrimidinase-related protein 2-like
Exons: 14
Coding region: 124-2349 (741 amino acids)
Cellular component (GO): cytoplasm; cytosol
Molecular function (GO): hydrolase activity, acting on carbon-nitrogen (but not peptide) bonds, in cyclic amides
Source: RefSeq, a predicted model, not a curated record
AACGUCGAAGGAGCUUUUGAGAAUAAAACCUUGAAUUUUGAGUCGUACAGCCCCAGUUCUGCCAGGAGAAACCCUCGGGGACGAGUGGACGAUCAGAGGGACAAUUUCAGCGACACGUCGAGCAUGAGUGAUUUCAGCAGCGUGAGUCAAACGGCUCCGAGCCGAACGCAGCCCACCCCGUCCUACAGUUCACAGGGUCAGACCCUCGUUUACCCCACCGGACCCGGUCGAGCGCAUAACGGGCGACGAGAGAGUGAUAAACUCAUUAUUAAAGGUGGAAAAAUCGUAAAUGAUGACCAGUCAUUUUAUGCCGACAUUUACAUUGAAGAUGGAACCAUUAAGCAGAUUGGUGAGAACCUCGUUGUACCCACCGGCGUGAAGACAGUGGAUGCCUAUGGGCACAUUGUGAUCCCGGGAGGCAUCGAUGUGAACACCUGUCUACAGGCCCCUCGCCUGGGCAUGACCCCGGCAGACGACUUCUAUCAUGGCACCAGAGCUGCUCUGACGGGAGGAACCACCAUGAUCAUUGACCAUGUUGUGCCUGAACCGGGAGCUAGUUUACUGGCAGCGUAUGACCAGUGGAGGGAUACGGCGGACAAGAGGUCGUGCUGUGAUUACUCUCUGCACAUUGACAUCACUCGCUGGCAUGAUGGGCUGUUUGAGGAGCUGGAGUAUCUGGUCAAAGAUAAAGGGGUCAACUCCUUCCUGAUCUUCAUGGCUUAUAAGGACAAGUAUCAGAGCUCUGAUACACAGAUCUAUGAGAUGUUUAGUGCCAUGAGGGAACUGGGUGCCAUCGCACAGGUUCAUGCUGAAAACGGUGACAUCAUUGAGGAGGAACAGAAGAAGCUUUUGGAUCUGGGAAUCACUGGCCCAGAAGGACACGUCCUGAGCCACCCGGAGGAGGUGGAGACUGAGGCUGUGUAUCGAGCCGUCACCAUUGCUAAACAGGCCAACUGCCCUCUCUAUAUCACAAAGGUGAUGAGCAAACCAGCUGCUGACGUCAUCGCCAAGGCCAGGAAAAAGGGCAUGGUCAUCUAUGGAGAACCAAUCGCAGCCGGCCUGGGCACGGACGGAUCGCACUACUGGAGCAAAAACUGGGCCAAAGCUGCUGCAUUUGUCAUGUCUCCUCCUCUCAGCUCCGACACGAGCACUCCGGAUUACCUCAGCUCACUGCUGUCCUGUGGGGAUCUUCAGGUGACGGCCAGCGCUCACUGCACCUUCACCACGGCACAGAAAGCUGUUGGAAAGGACAACUUCACCCUCAUUCCGGAGGGGACCAACGGCAUCGAGGAGCGUAUGAGCAUCGUCUGGGACAAAGCUGUGGCAACCGGUAAAAUGGACGAGAAUGAUUUUGUUGCAGUAACGAGCACAAAUGCUGCAAAAAUCUUCAACCUGUAUCCUCGGAAAGGCCGAAUCGCUGUAGGAUCGGAUGCUGACAUUGUCAUCUGGAACACCAAGGAGACAAAAACCUUUUCUGCCAAAACUCACAAUCUGACAGUGGAGGUGAAUAUCUUUGAGGGAAUGGAGUGCCGAGGUUUCCCUGUGGUGGUCAUCAGUCAGGGCAGGAUCGUUCUAGAGGACGGGAAACUCAAUGUGACAGAGGGUUCCGGCCGCUUCAUCCCCAGAAAAGCCUAUCCGGACUUUGUCUACAAGAGAAUCAAGGCCCGAGGCAGGAUCUGCACUAGUAGAGUUUGCAAAGUCAUGAUAACAGGGCAAGGUAAAGAGCAUCUGCAUGCUAAAGCUCAGGCGAGGGGGAGCGAGUGUCUGUCAUCGGCUGGGCUUGAUGAGGCUGGACAGCUGGAGAUGUCAUCAGAGCUCAUUCACCCAGAGUUCACAGAGCUUCAGCACAAAGACGACAUGAACAACAAGCAUUUGAUGCUCAAACUUCAUUCAUAUUGGAAGUUUCUUCAGCUGUGCUCAGAACAGAGAGUUGUCUCCGGCGUCCGAGAACAUCACUCUGCCGGCCUCCCAGUCGAGCUGAACCCGAAUCUUCUGAGGUUUCUUCUUGAGCGUCAGAGGAGCGCUGGUGGACGUCCGCGCGCGGUACUCUCCUCCGUACAGGCAGAUGGUCCACAUGCCGCGCUCAGGGCUCGGUGGGAGCCACUCUUUACGCUGCACGCUUUCUUUCACCACCCCCAGCGCCCACUCACUGCAGUCUCCCACCUCCACGUCCCAGCUGUGCCGGCCGGAGCUGAAGCCCUCGGAGCCCAGGACGCAGUCAUAGAAGCAGAAGCGCUCGGGGUUGUCCGGGACCUGCUGCUCUUCUUCGGUGUAGCGGAUGGUGGUGAGGUCGUCGGACAGAGUGACGCAGACGUCUGCGGUGUUGGGGUCGAGGAUCACGUGAGCUGA